Messenger RNA from Vidua chalybeata, 3582 nucleotides. It is a transcript of the gene SGCB, whose product is annotated as sarcoglycan beta. Gene Ontology annotation, biological process: muscle organ development. The transcript is spliced from 6 exons. Lineage: Eukaryota; Metazoa; Chordata; Aves; Passeriformes; Viduidae. Gene Ontology annotation, cellular component: sarcoglycan complex; sarcolemma. The record is from RefSeq and is a predicted model, not a curated record. The coding region runs from base 2 to 949 and encodes 315 amino acids.
GAUGGCGGCGGCCGCCCCCGAGCAGCAAAGCUCUAACGGCCCGGUGAAGAAGUCUAUGCGAGAGAAGGCUGUGGAACGCAGGAAUGUUAAUAAGGAGCACAACAGUAACUUCAAAGCAGGAUACAUUCCAAUUGAUGAAGACCGUCUCCAUAAGACAGGGUUACGUGGCAGGAAAGGCAACUUGGCCAUAUGUGUGAUUGUUGUUCUUUUUAUUUUGGCUGUCAUCAAUCUGAUUAUUACCCUGGUUAUCUGGGCAGUGAUAAGAAUUGGUCCCAAUGGUUGUGACAGUAUGGAAUUCCAUGAGAGUGGCUUGCUGCGGUUUAAGCAGGUGUCUGACAUGGGUGUUAUACAUCCCUUAUAUAAAAGCACUGUAGGAGGGAGACGGAAUGAAGACUUGGUGAUCACUGGGAAUAAUCAGCCUAUUGUAUUUCAGCAAGGAACAACCAAGCUUAGCGUGGAAAAAGACAAAACUUCUAUUACCAGCGAUAUUGGCAUGGAAUUUGUUGACCCACGAACACAAAAUACUUUGUUCAGCACCGACUAUGAAACUCAUGAGUUUCAUCUGCCAAAUGGAGUUAAAAUCUUGAAUGUACAAAAGGCCUCUACAGAGAGGAUUACCAGCAAUGCAACCAGUGAUCUAAAUAUAAAGGUUGAUGGUCGUGCCAUUGUCCGGGGAAAUGAAGGUGUUUUCAUCACAGGCAAGACAAUUGAGUUUCGAAUGGGUGGAAACAUGGAACUUAAAGCAGAAAACAGCAUCAUCCUGAACGGAACUGUGAUGGUCAGCCCAUCACGACUGCCAAGUUCUUCUUACGGGGAGCAGUUCAAUAACGGCAACUGGCUGCGCUUCAAGCUGUGCAUGUGUGCGGACGGGACGCUGUUCAAGGUCCAGGUGACCGGGCAUAACAUGGGCUGUCAGACCUCUGUCAACCCCUGUGGAGCCACGCACUGAACAAACUGCUGCUGGGACGGCUCUCCUUUGUGUUUACAUCGAUUUGUAUGAAGUAAUUGCAUGCCUUCCAGGGUUUCUUUUUUUACAGCAGUUUAUACUAACAUUUCUUACAUAGGAUUUUUAAGGAAAGGCUGUUACAGUCAGCAGUAUUAGGUCAUCGUGCUGUUAGCUGCAGUAGUGGCACUGAAUCUGUAAGCUUUCAGUGUACAUGCAUACUGAAGUACCUUCUUGAAUUGGGAUCAGUAGAAUAUAUGUAAAGAACAUGAUCUUGGCAACAACUCUACUGCCUACAGUUGUCACUAGAGGAGGUUUUUGUCCUACAUCCCAAGACCUUGAAGACUGCUGAGAACACAGCUGCAGUCUGAAGUACUUCAACAGGAACGUCAACUUUUUGUUGGAAAUAGAUUUCCCUAGGAUGGCUGAAGUGGCAGACUUUUCUUUCUUGUUGAUACUUGAUUUAUCCCAAACUUAGGUGGUUUACCAGCUGUGUACUAAGAGAGGUAAUGGCAGAUUCACUUUAAAAUAUCACAUUAUUUAUGCCAUGUAUUCAUUCUCACAUUGUUAAAAAAUUAUGUAUCAUAAAUAAUAUUUGCAAAGUUAUACUGAGUAGAGAAACGUAACUUGAAUUUUGAAGUAGUCUUGUGGUUAUUGAAGUGUUGCUUGAGCUUCCAUUCUAACUGUGCAGUUAAUCCAUUCUGCAGUUGCUUCAUUUACGUGAAGUACUUAUAAAACGUGUUUAUAUUAGAAGUACGUUUUUAAAGAUGUACUUACAACUUGCUAACUACCCAAAAAUAGUGUUUUCUUGGGUGCUCUAAUGUGAACAGCAUCUGAGUCCAUUACUCAAUAGGUAAUAAUCAAAGCAUAAGUGCUGCAGCAGUGUCUGAGGUCAGAUCUCUCCUUCCUCAUAAAUGUCAGUACUGAUGCAUUACUGAGAACAUCAGAAUUGAAUUCUGAAGUUAAACUGCAGGUCUGUAAUAAUAAAUGUGGCAGUUGGAUCAGGGGAAAUACAUGUGUAUCAGAAUUUGUCAGCUGUGAAACUAUGGUGAACUGGGGCCUAUUACAGCCUUCCAACUGCUUUUGCAGCAGUGAGGUGUUUUGUGCUAAAAAUAGACCAGCUAUUUAUAGGAUUCCUUCUUUCCUCACCCCAUGCAUUUCUUCAGUUUAAAAUAGCUUUGUUUUGCAGUAGCAUCGAGUAACCUUAAUGUUGGAGGUCUCAAAGUGACUUUGUAACAGCUUUUUGACAAGUUUUUUGAUAAGCACACACUUCAUUACUUAAAAAUUGUGCAAGUUUUACACAUUAACUUCAGAAUUGAUUAUUUGUUACAGGAAGAUAAACUAUCUACCCUUGUUUUACAGUACUCAAAGUACAUAGGAUUCCAUAAACACAAAUCAGCUCCUGCUAUAACAAGAAAUUCAUAGCUAAGAUCCCAAUUUCUGAAUUUACUGGCAGGCAGUAAGCACUCAUGCAGAAUGUGUAUGGGUGGAAGUGAUUUUUGGAGGGGUAGUCAUCAGUCAGGCAUUACAGCAUAUGGGGGAGGUCAGAGGAGUCGUAUUUCCCUCACUAGUCAAAGGCAAACCCAGAUUUUGAUGCUCAGUAAUUGUUGCAGUUUUGGGGCUGGACAGCAGUGGAGCUGUUCUGACAAAAUCAGAAUAAGCAGAAUGUAAUGUAGCAAAAAACACUUGAGUUCUCACAUUAUUAAGGAUUAUGGAGAAGUACUAACAUUUUGCAUACUGCCUUCAUGGACUUCAUAGUUUUAUCAGAGUUAAGAGUUACUAAAUACUUUAACACACAUUUUGCUGCUUUACACCCAUGUUUGCUGCUAAGCAGUUCCUCAAUUAGUACCUGUUCCAGUUAAGAGGAGGAAAUGAACUAAUGUUUUUAGAAUUUUCACUCUCAUGCUAAUGGAAGUUUGUUGCUUUAUUUUUAUGUAUACAAAUGCAAACACAUAUUAAAAAAUAUAAAGAGCAGUAUCCUCAAAGCUGAAGUACGUCUUGAAAAAGACAGAUACUGCCUUGGUCACAUAGGUUAAACACAUAUUAAAGCUCUUCUCUGAUUAAUAUUGACCUGCCUAUAUGCUAGUAUUGGAUUCUUGUAAUUAUCAAGAGUUCUUUUUAAAAUACUGUGUGCAAUGUACAGCUGAAAGAUUUGUCACAAAGGUACUUUUAAAUCAUGAUCUGCAGAAUUGUUUUUGAAGUGUGGAUUUUUUUUGUCAAAAUGUAGCAAAACCAAUUAUAAAAAUACCAAAUUAAAUAAAUUAUCAAUUUUGCUAGCCACUAUGUAUUGUUAAUAUAUUUUAUAUUUAUAUUACACAGUUUGAGAAAUGUUGACACCACACAGGCCUUCUGUUGAGCAUUUACUUGUUUAUCUUCUAACUGCCUAAGGUACAUUUUUCUAUAUGUAUUUAAAACAUUGAGUGGAACACUGUUUAUUUCAGUCCCACAGAUGCACUUAAGAUUCUGUGUGUAUAAAAUAUAUUAUUCUACAUGCCUCUGUAAAAUGCCAUACUGGGUAUGCUGAAACAACUUGCAUGUGAAGAGCUCUCGCCAUCUGUAAGUGUGGUGGUUGUUCCAAGAGUGAAAGGCAGUAGAAUUUCAAAUGCUUGUUUUGAAAUAAAACAAUAAAUUCUAAGAUA